Python bivittatus (Burmese python) is the source of this 1173-nucleotide messenger RNA. Lineage: Eukaryota; Metazoa; Chordata; Lepidosauria; Squamata; Pythonidae. The record is from RefSeq and is a predicted model, not a curated record.
AUGAGGCUUGCGAGGGACCCUGGAGGUCGUCCAGUCCCACCACCGGUCCAGGGCCGGUGGGUCUUUCUGGUCAAGAAGGGGUACCAGGAAGUGGAUCCCUCGAUCCAGAGUUCGGUGAUCACCAAGGUGAAGGGGGUCGCCUUCACCAACACCUCGGAGAUGGGCAAGAGGAUCUGGGACGUGGUGGACUACGUCAUGCCCCCGCAGGGCGAAAGUGUUUUUUUUAUCAUGACCAAUUUGAUCAUCACCCCCAACCAGCGGCAAGAUACCUGCGCUGAGAACCCAGGCAUUCCAGAUGCUUUGUGUUACCGUGACCAAGACUGCACUCCAGGAGAAUCAGUGAUAUCCGGCAAUGGGAUCAAGACCGGGCUGUGUAUAAAAAUCGGGAACAACAUCAGCGGGACGUGUGAAAUACUAGCUUGGUGUCCGGUGGAGAAGAAAGACAGACCAGAAUCAGCUCUUCUGGCCAAUGCUGAGAAUUUCACGGUUUACAUCAAGAACACCAUUCGCUUCCCCAGGUUUAAUUUUUCCAAAACCAACGUUCUUGACACCAAAGACGAUGCCUAUCUGAAAACAUGUCGCUAUGGAGCAGAGCAACCUUACUGCCCCAUCUUCUCGCUGGGGAAGCUGGUCAGCUGGGCCGGGAGCAGCUUUCAGGAGAUGGCAUCAGAGGGUGGCGUGAUCGGAAUUCAGAUCGAAUGGGACUGCAAUUUAGAUCAAGCACCGUCGGAAUGCAACCCUCACUAUUCUUUCAGUCGGCUAGAUAACAAGUUUGCGGAGAAGUCCAUCUCCUCUGGAUACAAUUUCAGAUUUGCCAAGUAUUACCGAAGCGCAACAGAUGUCGAUUUCCGAACGUUGAUCAAGGCCUACGGGAUCCGCUUUGAUAUUAUGGUGAAUGGCAAGGCGGGGAAAUUUAACAUCAUUCCAACGGUAAUCAACGUGGGAUCCAGUCUUGCUCUGAUGGGAGUGGGUGCAUUUCUCUGCGACUUGGUGCUGCUGUACCUUCUCCAAAAGAGCAAUUUUUACAGAGGGAAAAAAUAUGAGGAAGUGAGGUCAAACACCAGGAAAUCUUUACCAGAAAGUACUAUCAAUGGGAACCAGAGCGGGAACCAAAGUGUAGACUCUUUGUCACAGUUGAACCAGCUUGGACAGCUACAGACGGUUGAGACCUAA